Molecule: messenger RNA, 3537 nt
Organism: Carassius auratus (goldfish)
Lineage: Eukaryota; Metazoa; Chordata; Actinopteri; Cypriniformes; Cyprinidae
Product: homeobox protein Hox-B2a
Exons: 2
Coding region: 2093-3331 (412 amino acids)
Biological process (GO): regulation of transcription by RNA polymerase II
Cellular component (GO): nucleus
Molecular function (GO): RNA polymerase II cis-regulatory region sequence-specific DNA binding; DNA-binding transcription factor activity, RNA polymerase II-specific
Source: RefSeq, a predicted model, not a curated record
UUUCCGUGGCAUGCACAAAAACCCAACGCGGCGAUAAGCGGUUUGCGAUCAACUGAUUUCUCAACAUUGAUUAAACGUUUUAGACUAUUACAUACAUCAUUUAGAUAUACUACCUUAAUGUGUCUAAAUAUCUCAUAAAAACACAUCAAAGCUUUUAUCAGAAUAAAAAAAUGGCAUAAGAAGCAAGCUCUUGUAUUUUAAAUGAAUACACAGAAAAUACAGUCACAUUUGGAGGCAUAGCCUGUACGAACGUAAGGUAUCAAACAGUCAAAUAUUCUAACCUUUUCUUGCAUUUUAGAUAGAUAGAUAGAUAGAUAGAUAGAUAGAUAGAUAGAUAGAUAGAUAGAUAGAUAGAUAAUCACAACAUAGUAAGAAAUUCAUUAAAAACCGCUGUCCUCGGAUGAUAUAAAUCCCUUUAAGCAUUUAAAAUGGUUGUUCAUUUCGUCCCAGAAUGUCAUCAUUAUUUUCCAGCGGGAAAAAAGCAUCACUUGACAAUUGUUUAUGCUAGUACUGUCCGAAAUCGAAACAUAAAAACACACAAACAAUAAAUAAAAAGAGAGAUUAUCACUGGGUCCCAGUCCCUCGCAGUAAACUCCGUUCUGUUGUGAAGGAAGGCCUUGUUUUAAAAGGCCUUUCCGAAGUGCCCACGGCCUACGGAUUGCUUUGUAUUUCCUUUAAAAUUCCCAGACACCCACACAGGGUUAUAGCCUAUCUGUUUCCACUGUUCUUUAAGACGAGAAGAACGAGGAAAGGAAGGCAUCCGAACUGCUGUGAAGUCCGUUUCAGAUUACAGCUGGCUGCAACACCAUUUAGUUUUAAUCAUAUCGAUGCGACUGGCCAAUAGAAUUUAAUCCAAUGCAAAAAAAAAAAAAAAAAAAAAAAUCUGGAAAAUAAAAAAAAAUAAAAAUCCACAAAUCUAUGAGUGAAUAAUGGGGGUUUUCUUUGUUGUGAUCUUCGAGGAAAAGGCGAAUUCUUGAGGGUGGCUGCUGUCAAGCGCUUUGCCGGGGAAAAGAUUGAUCACCCUUGCUGCCUCUCUACUCCUGCUCUAAAAAUAUCUACCCCCUUUUCCCAUUCGUUUUCAAAUUGGACGCUUAAACUAAACUUGCUAAGUUUUUCAUUAACUAACAUUAUAUUGUUGCUUUUUUUCGUCCAAUGUGCAAUAGAAUUUCAAGUCAACAUAAAUAAUUUCCAUUAGUAAACGCGACCUCAGGAUGAACUUUUGGUUGUUGUCACAGUCAACAAAUGUUUCAUACACACACAUUGCUAAGCGGUAUUAUACUCCCCAUGUACACCUUCAUUUUAAGAAAUAAGCACAAUAUUUAUGAAAACAUUAUUUGGCAAUUAUCUUACUUGCAAACUUACGCUCUUUAAUGUCCCAGUUUUCAGCAAUUCUUCAGAGGCUGUGAAAUAAUAAGAAAAUAAUGAUAAUUUAAGGUUAACCCCAAAAUAAUUUAUUUGUAGCCUAUCGUAAUGGCUAAAAAAUGGCUACUCGGUAAAUGUGGCAGACAAUCUCACCAUCACUCUUUUACAUCCUUAUUUAUGUGCUUGAUAAAAAAAAAUAUUUCAAGAACUACAUCUCUUGUCUGUUAGUCUUGUCAAAACUUUUAAGAUUAAUGACCCUUGGUUGUAAAUACUCAAGAAGCCAUAUUGUGGAUGUGCUUAUCAGGCAAGGCCUGUGAAUUACAUCACCGGUAGUUCUGAAUUUGGAUUGUUAUUGUCUAACAUAAGAGGCCCGCGCUUUACCCCUCACGACAAAAACAGUAGCCUACUGUCCGAUCACAUGGCAGCCGAGAGCAUUUUUUUAUUAUCAUUUCGUUCAUAUUAUAAUAUGGGCUACUGAAUUACAAUAUCCAGUAGUAUUUUUAUUUUUUUUUAUCAAUUCAGACAAAUAUUGCUUUCUUUUGCCACCAGGCCCCGAGUUUCGAUUGGCUGUGAUGAGUCAUGUGACCAGGAAUUGGCUGCAAUUUCUCCCAUAGUCUUCAGUUUAGUAGACCCUGGUCCCCAUACGCUAGUAAUAUCACCAAUAUACACAAUUAUUAAAGCCCGCAAAUGCCGUCAUAGCAGGAACGCAAAAUAAAUCCUAGUUUUUUGGAUGUUAUUUUUUGCGUAUGUUGGUGUCGCUGGACGCCCUUUUUGCCCAGGCGAAGCGAUGAAUUUUGAAUUUGAGAGGGAGAUUGGGUUCAUCAACAGCCAGCCUUCCCUUGCAGAGUGCCUGACGUCUUUCCCCGCUGUCCUGGAGUCAUUUCAAACUUCAUCAAUCAAGGACUCGACAGCAAUUCCACCUCCUUUCGAGCACACCAUCCCUAGUCUGAGUCCCUGCACAGGCAACCAGGCGCGACCGAGGAGCCAAAAGCGAACAUCCUCCAAUGGCCUCCAGCUCCGGACACAAACAACACCGCCGACGCAGCACCAGCAAGGCCCGGUGCCACUGUCGGGCUGCGCGCCCCUGGCUCACGAGUUCCCAUGGAUGAAAGAGAAAAAAUCUUCGAAGAAGUGCCCCAAGCCCGGAGCCACUGCUGCUGCUGCUGCAGCAGUAGCAGCCUCCCCAUCUCAGGCAUCCUCCGGAUACACAAUCGCUGGACUGGAGUCCCCGACAGAGGCUCAAGGUGGACUGGAUAACGGCAGCGGCUCACGGAGGCUGAGGACCGCAUACACCAACACGCAGCUACUUGAACUGGAGAAGGAGUUUCACUUUAACAAAUACCUCUGUCGGCCCCGGCGCGUUGAAAUAGCAGCACUUUUGGAUCUAACCGAGCGCCAGGUCAAAGUGUGGUUUCAGAAUCGACGCAUGAAACACAAAAGGCAAACUACGCACCACCGGGACGGGCAAGAGGGCGAGCCCGGCGGUUUCGAGCUCCUGGAGGGAGCCGACGAUGCUUCACCGUAUUCGAGCCAAUCACUGGAAGUAUCUGGCUCUGGUUCAGCAGCAACCUCCGAGAGUGAGACGUGCACGACAACUGCCUCCUACACGAACAGUGCGGACAAAAGCCAGCCCACGCCUAAAGAGGGCCAGGCGAACCAGUCGGAGCCUGCAUCUGUUCCUGACACAGCGGUUCACUCCCCCCCGUAUUCAACGCCUACUGCAGAUAACCCCGGCACAAUGGCUGAGGGCCGAGCGACUGGGCCGGAGCAUGCGUUCACAGAGCCGCAGGAUGCCACCUCUCUACCCGAUUUGAAUUUCUUUUCGACGGACCCCUGCCUACAGAUCUCGGACGCUUUAUCGCCGAGUUUGCAGAGCUCCCUGGACAGUCCCGUUGACUUCUCCGAGGAAGAUUUUGACUUGUUUACGAGCACCCUUUGUACUAUAGAUUUGCAGCAUUUACAGUUCUGAACAAUUAUGACAUCAAAAUGCAUACAAGAACAAUCGAACUCCUUCUUAUUGCAGUGUCACGAAUGCUUUUCGACCGCAACAUUCCUAUAAUAAGACAUUUAAAAAAAGUGAAAAGAGAUCUACCUAAACAGUUUUAAAAAAUGGCAUGAAACAAUGCCUAAAAGGAAAUAAAUUGUCCUUUAUUUUGAAAAUACGAUGAUGUAAUC